Molecule: messenger RNA, 1904 nt
Organism: Hyalella azteca
Lineage: Eukaryota; Metazoa; Arthropoda; Malacostraca; Amphipoda; Hyalellidae
Gene: SpdS
Product: spermidine synthase-like
Exons: 9
Coding region: 112-1011 (299 amino acids)
Biological process (GO): spermidine biosynthetic process
Cellular component (GO): cytosol
Molecular function (GO): spermidine synthase activity
Source: RefSeq, a predicted model, not a curated record
UGCUAAGCCCAAGCGUGUGCGUGUCGUUUGCUCAUUACCCCUGUGGUCGUCUCCAAGUUAGGUUGCGGUGGUACAUUGAGGAAACUUGUUGAAAUAUCCAUUAGCUGCAAAAUGAAUCUCAAAUUCCACGGAUGGUUUACUGAAUGCUCUCCUAUGUGGCCAGGACAGGCCUUCUCACUCAAGAUCAACAAACUAAUUUUUGACAAGAAAAGCCAGUAUCAGCAUAUCCAAAUAUAUGAGACAGAGAAGUACGGUCGCAUGCUGGUGCUGGAUGGAGCUAUUCAGCUCACUGAACGGGAUGAAGCUUCCUACCAGGAGAUGCUUGCAUUCUUGCCUCUCAACUCUCAUCCAAACCCAGAGAAGGUGCUGGUGAUCGGUGGAGGUGAUGGCGGUAUCUUAAGAGAGGUGGCCAAGCACCCUGCCGUGAAGGAGAUCGUGAUGUGCGAGAUCGAUGACCAUGUUGUGGCCGCUUGCAAAGAACACAUUCCAUCACUGGCAAGCGGUUUUUCAGACCCGAGAGUGACGCUACAUUUUGGCGACGGGAUGGAGUUUCUUGGGAGCCAUGCUGGGAAAUUUGAUGUCAUCAUCACCGACGCUUCUGAUCCCGUGGUGCCUGAUGAUGAUGAAGCUGGAAAAGAUGGUCCGGCCGCCACACUCUUCAAUGACGCUUUUUAUGCUCGGCUCCACGAGAAACUCAACCCUGAAGGCGUUCUCGCGUGUCAGGGAGAGAGCAUGUGGCUGCACAAAGACCUCAUUAAAGGGCUUAUGAAGAAGAGUCGUGAGCUGUACCCUGUCGUCGAGUACGCUUACACUUGCACGCCGUCCUACCCAUGUGGUCAAAUCGGCUUCAUAUUGUGCAGUAAAAACCCCACUUUGAACUUACGCGUACCUGUGACCAAGUGGACGUCGGAGGAAGUGAAGCGUCUCAAGCUCAAAUACUACAACACCGACAUACAUUCCGCCUCAUUUGUCCUGCCUACGUUCAUGACGGAAUUUCUAUCUUCGGAUUAAGGAGUUUACUUCAGAGGUGCAUUUGCAUCAUUCUGGCUUUUAGGAAUCUCUCGAAUUUUAAGUAUGGGCUACAGGUGUUUGGAAGUUAACAGAACAAUGCAUACAAGGCGGAAUAUUUUCCGCAUUCAAGUAACUUGAAAUAAAACUAUCGCGUCAUUGACGUAAUUCGUCAUUGACGUAAUCAAUUAAGAAAAUAAUUAAAUAUUGGUGUUACAUUGUCGCCAAAUGAAAGAUGUCCAACUUGAAUCGUUGACUCAGAAAUGGUACAUAUGCGCACCACGAAAUGUAUUUUUUUUUAAUUUGAUUAGGAAGUAGUCCUAUACAAAAAUUUUUAGCCGGCAUACGCAAUUGGUGAAAAACGAAAUCGCUGAAUUUGUCCGAAAAAAAAAGAACGUCUGGCAACUUAAGUUUCAUAAUAGUACCAAAAAAAAUGGAAGAAUAAUAGAAGAUGUGGCAAUCGGACAUUUUGAACAUGAAUAAUCGGAGUACCAGACCUGGCACAUUUAGUUGUGGCUAGAUAACGAAAGCCAACUGUAAAUGAUUGACACCGGCAAGGUUGUUGGGCGAUGUAGUACAGAGCAGUGUGAAUAGUACACUUUUGUAACUAAGGAAGUUAUGCAAUUUUUUUUGAAUCGGCGAUAAUGCCUACAGCAUAAUGUAGCAAACUGCCUCCGCUAUUCUAAUACAUUUUGGUCAUUAGUAAAAUGACUGUUGCAAAAUAGGUACGGUAUUUACUGUUAUCAAAUAUUCUCGAAUGCAUCCAUAACAUGUCCUAUUUGCAAGCCGUGUAUAAUUAACAGGUUUCCAAAACUUGUGAAUAUUAUUCAUCGUUUAUGUCUUGCAAUCUUUUUAAAAUAGUACAAUGUUAGAACAAAAUAAAGGACUUAAGUUUA